AUGCCCUCAGAUGCCAUUAUCAGUGCGGCCCCUCCGGAGGCAGCACCACAAGCACAUCGGAGUGAAGCCGGCACGGGACGCUUCAUUCGCUUCUCUGGAGGUGGGUAUGGGAGAGAGAGAGAGAGAGAGACUCCACCUUGGGCGCAGCAGCCCAAGGGUUGCAGCCCUAGCUCGCACCCACCGCACCGCAGGCCAGGUAGCGCGCUCCGGCUUCCGCCCCUCCCCAGAGCGCGUGCGCAGCCACGCCCCUUCCCUGGAUCAGUCCCUGGUGAAGUCGUCCCUUUCCAGUUACAGGAUUCGGGCGGGGCCAGAAGAGCGCAGGCGCAACGGGAAGCGGAAGUAGGAACUGGGGAAGGAAGGAGGGAAGGGGUUUGCCCCGCUUCGCUAAGUGCGUCGCGCUUGUCCUCCUCCCGCGGGAAGAGGCGGGUGCCCGCGCUGGCCAGGCUCCUCCCCUCCCCGCCCCCGCCCCGGAGCUGCCCGCGGCUGCCUUCUCCGCCCGCUGCGAUGGCGCUCGACCCCGCAGACCAGCAUCUCAGACAUGUUGAAAAAGAUGUUUUGAUCCCUAAAAUAAUGAGAGAAAAGGCCAGAGAGAGGUGUUCUGAACAAGUUCAAGAUUUUACCAAAUGUUGCAAAGACUCUGGAAUCCUGAUGGUAGUAAAAUGUCGGAAAGAAAAUUCUGCAUUGAAAGAAUGUUUAACUGCUUACUAUAAUGAUCCAGCCUUCUAUGAAGAAUGCAAAAUGGAAUACCUGAAUGAAAGGGAAGAAUUCAGAAGAACUGGAAUUCCUAGAAAGAAAAGGCUACAGAAGCUUCCUACAAGCAUGUAGGCAAAUAUUCAAAUGUCAGGAACUCUCUUAUUCAUAGAAAUUAUCUGUGGUAUAAAUCAUGUGAAAUAAUGGAUUCAAGAUAAUAAUGUAUGCUUCCUUUAUCCUAAUUAAAAAUACUAAUUAUAUAUGAAAUAAAGACUUUUAUUCAAAA
Messenger RNA from Chinchilla lanigera (long-tailed chinchilla), 976 nucleotides. It is a transcript of the gene Cmc1, whose product is annotated as C-x(9)-C motif containing 1. NCBI's taxonomy places the organism in Eukaryota, Metazoa, Chordata, Mammalia, Rodentia, Chinchillidae. The record is from RefSeq and is a predicted model, not a curated record. Bases 1 to 825 code for a protein of 274 amino acids. Gene Ontology annotation, cellular component: mitochondrion. The transcript has 5 exons.